Messenger RNA from Naegleria fowleri, 696 nucleotides. RefSeq lists its product as uncharacterized. Lineage: Eukaryota; Heterolobosea; Eutetramitea; Acrasida; Naegleriidae. The transcript has a single exon. Bases 1 to 696 code for a protein of 231 amino acids. The record is from RefSeq and is a predicted model, not a curated record.
AUGACAUCUUGUCAUUCAGACCAUUCUCCAGAAAAGAAGAAGAAAAAGCAAGACUUUAACACAACACGGGUCUCAACUCAAACUGAAGAUCGUGACAAUUCAAAACUUCUUGAACGAAUAUGUCGAUAUCAAUGUUUCGUAACGUAUGGUGCACAUGAGAUAUUCCCAAUAAUGGACACUAGCAUAAUGCAUAUCAUGUAUAGUCAAAUGUUAAAAACUGUUGUUGAGCAGUCCUCUCAACAAGGGAAGGAAUUAGACUCUUCUAUUUUUCAAAUUAACGAUCUUCAUGGAGCAGCUUUAAUGGUGUUCUUAUUUCAAAGCGAAAAAAGAGAAGUUCAACAAAUGCCACCACAGCACCAACUGUGCCAAAUGGUGAAAUGGUAUGAGAAAAGAUGCUUAACUGUCGAUCAGAAUUAUUAUUAUUAUUCAACACAACCUGGGGUAUCAAUGUCAGAAAUAAACAUUAUCACCAACAAAAAUCAAGAAGGCAGUUCAUCCAAUUCUACUCAGGUGAAUCUGCAGUCAGAGAACAUCAAUACUACAACGCCGACCACACCGAUCAAUCUUGAGAGAGAAUCAAACAUGUUACAAAUGGAAUCAGAAGAUGCAAUUUCUGUGGGAUAUGAAGAGUUUGAACCUUUACCCUACAAAUAUUCAUUUUCAAAAUCUUUCAGUUCCGAACAAAAUCAUGUCUAA